This is a messenger RNA of Falco peregrinus (peregrine falcon), 901 nucleotides long. Its product is annotated as cytochrome c oxidase assembly factor 5. Gene Ontology annotation, biological process: mitochondrial respiratory chain complex IV assembly. The transcript has 3 exons. The coding region runs from base 32 to 259 and encodes 75 amino acids. Gene Ontology annotation, cellular component: mitochondrion. NCBI's taxonomy places the organism in Eukaryota, Metazoa, Chordata, Aves, Falconiformes, Falconidae. The record is from RefSeq and is a predicted model, not a curated record.
CGCAGCGAGGCGUAGAGCCGGCCCGGCCGCCAUGCCCAAGUACUACGAGGAGAAGGAGGAGGACGGGCGGGCCUGCGGGGGGGUGCGGGAGGACCUGCGGCAGUGCCUGCUGGACAGCCCCUGCGUCCUGCAGGAGAACAAAAGCCCUAAACAAUGCCUGAGGGAAGGACACUGUAGGAGUUUGCAAAUGACGUUUUUUGCAUGCAAAAGAUCGAUGUUGGAUACCAGAGCAAGAUUCAGAGGAAGGAAGGGGUACUGAAGUCCUCGUGGAGACUCAGCCAUGGGAAGUCAGGGUUCAUCAGCACUUUAAGCAAAACGGAGACUAAAGUAAGAAGAUUGUAUCUGCUGCAUCCUUUCAUGCAGUUUUUUUGUGGAAGGUGUCUACUAUAUCUGCUCCUGAGUAUUCCAAUAGAUUGACCUGGAUAUGCAUUUAAAUGUUAAAAAGAUGAGCAUAAACUGCAAGUUCUGGCCAAAAUGGAUAUUUGUCAUGCACUUGCAAUAAAAUACAUAAAAUCCAGAAUAAGCUGCAGAAGGUUUUUGAAGUGAAGUUGCCUUUUGUGAUUCUACUAAUUCUGAUCAUGUUUUAAUAUUACAAAUAAUACAAGACACAGAAGUGGGAGUUUACUUGACUGGUAUCCCAGAGGGUACCUCAGGAUUUUUCAGAGGUGAGGAGUUGACCAAGGUUGUGAAAUCUCUGUGCAAGCUGCUUCCUCCCCAGUAGGUUUGUUACCCAAUAAACCUGCAGUAGUAGGAGUGGUGAUGUUUUUGCAGUCCCACAUAUACAAGGCUGGCGUCUCUUUCCUUUUACUACAGAUUCCAUGUAAUGUGAUGAUUGAUGUACAUGGUUAUUAGUACAGUCUAGGCUUGUUGGACAUCUAGAUUAAAAUUUGGUUACUCUAAA